AUGUCACAACGCAGCAGUGCGUUCCCCGUGGCUGGAUUGCUUGGGCGAUUUUCCGGGAACAAAGAGUAUGGGCCUCCGGAGCCACCGCAAGAGCGAGGAUUUCAGCGUAUAUCUGGCCGGAAACUGCCAUCCGCUUUCAGUCCGGGCAUGAGCUCAGAGGAUCCGUUCGACGACGACAAUGCGACUAACGACACGUACUCCGGAUCGUUCUAUCGCGACAGCCAAGGCUUUUAUGGUGGCCACGGAAGUCACACGCCACCAAUGUCUCCAGCUGCAGCCGCAGCCCUUUCUGGAGCUGGACUAGGUGCUGUCGCCGAGGGCUCUGAGUCGCGGCGCCCUGGCACCGGUAAAAACACGGUCGAGACACUACGGCCCAGCCCAGCGCGCACGCCAAUAGUGCACCAGGGUCCUAUGGGACAGCAUACCUCGAUGCUGUGGGGACCCACUGAAAGUCUAAGCCCAGAUUCGCCCGUCAGGCCUUCAAGCCGUGGCACACUGGGGCGAAGCCACCCGUCGCACGACGGCUCACGUGGUUCACGGUUCACGGAAGAUGUUUAA
Molecule: messenger RNA, 558 nt
Organism: Diplodia corticola
Lineage: Eukaryota; Fungi; Ascomycota; Dothideomycetes; Botryosphaeriales; Botryosphaeriaceae
Exons: 1
Coding region: 1-558 (185 amino acids)
Source: RefSeq, a predicted model, not a curated record